This is a messenger RNA of Westerdykella ornata, 1332 nucleotides long. RefSeq lists its product as uncharacterized. The coding region runs from base 1 to 1332 and encodes 443 amino acids. Lineage: Eukaryota; Fungi; Ascomycota; Dothideomycetes; Pleosporales; Sporormiaceae. The record is from RefSeq and is a predicted model, not a curated record. The transcript has 2 exons.
AUGAACCAACCAGAGGAUGUUGAGGUCAUCUUGACCUACGAUCGGCGUUACGUUUUCCACUCCAGCGUACUCGCUCGCUGCUCCACCUUCCUCGCGUCGCUGCUCACAGAGCGUACUGCCGCAACGCUGAGCAGCAAGGCACGAAAUGCGGGCAUCAAGUUGCGGUGGAUGCUCGAGCUUACUCAAGCCCCCGAUGAGGAUCACCCUGCUGGGCAGCUCGAACUAGUGGUAGUUACCCACGUCUCCGGGCUUGUCAUCAACGAAAACGGCCGCAUUCCUACCUCGCUCUUCGAUAACUACGAGAAAGUCUUCUUCGCCUUUUAUAACCGCGAGAUCCUCAUCUCCGACGACGACAUGCCCAGCGCUCUGCGGCAGGCUAUUGAACUGAUCGACAUCGCCGAAUACCUAGGCAGCAUCCCCGUCAUCAGCAAGCCAAUCGACGUCGCCCUCAUAAAGCAUGGUCAAGACCUCUGGCGCUCCAUCCAAAAGAUGCCUUGGGGCUGGGUCCACCUUGCCAUGCGCAUCAAGUCCGACCUCAUCUUCAUCGAAUCCGUGAUCCACCUCGCCGGCAAUUGGCGCAAGAUCUCCGCCGACCGCAACGCCAUGGAAAACCUCAGCGAGAACUGUCCUGAAUCGGUCCGCUUGCUCUGCCAACGUCUCCAUAGACAGCUCAUCUCCCACGGGAAGCGCCUUGAAGUCGCCCUGGUUACGCUCUACCCCGGUGGCAUGAAUAGGCCCUCGGAGCAGGUGCCCAUCAAGCGCGAACACUACUCCCGUGAAAUCCUCGUCUGGAUGGCGCUAUGCUUCUUCCGCCACUGGCUUGGGCAACGCCUCGUCCUGGGCCACGGCUCUCUCGCGCCAGACUCCGGAUAUGAGUUAUAUUCAAUGCUUGGCGCAAGCGGGGAAGCUUACAUGGACAAGGAGGUAAUGCAUCAGUUCCACAUUGAGUUUCCCAUGACGCAGAAGGCGAUGAAUGUGCUCGAGAACCAUUUGCUGGAGAUCAAGGACGUGGUGAGGAAGACGGUGGUGGCGCACGGUAUCUUGGAGAGUAAGUGCAUGUUGGACACGAGAAGGUAUCCGGUCGACUAUUUGACGUCUGUGGAAGUGAGGAAAGAAGAUAUCCCGUGGUACGAGAAGAGGGUGCAGGAGGAGACGAUUGCGGGCCUGAGAAAGGAGAUGCGUCCUCGAAGGAAGGAAGUCGGUAAGCGGAACCAAACUGCUGCAAGCAUGCAGGAGCGCAUAUACGAGCCUGAUUCCGAGGAAGAUGAGGAUGGCUUCGACGAGGGCUUCCUGAUAGAGGAAGAGAGGGCCAAACGGGCUCGCCUGGAGUGA